Messenger RNA from Scophthalmus maximus (turbot), 2634 nucleotides. RefSeq names its product nuclear FMR1 interacting protein 1 (gene nufip1). Gene Ontology annotation, cellular component: nucleus. Gene Ontology annotation, molecular function: RNA binding. Bases 663 to 2423 code for a protein of 586 amino acids. Gene Ontology annotation, biological process: box C/D snoRNP assembly. The record is from RefSeq and is a predicted model, not a curated record. The transcript has 10 exons. NCBI's taxonomy places the organism in Eukaryota, Metazoa, Chordata, Actinopteri, Pleuronectiformes, Scophthalmidae.
UUACGACUGAGCGAAUUAGAAAAAAAAGUCAUAGUAUUAUUUUUUUCAAAGCCAUUUUUUUUAACAAUAACACAGUUGUAAUUUAAUGAGAAAACGGUCAUAAUAUUAAUAGACUAAAGUCGUAAAAGUGUUUUUCCCCUUAAAAUUGACCUCAAUAAGCAAUAGUUGUAAUAUUGCAAAUAUACUUUUCGUUUCUAAAAAAAACAUCUCCCCAAAACAAACACACACACACAUGUAAUAUUUAAUCGACACAUAAAGAUUUUGUGUCAAAGUCGUUGUGGGCCCAAUUACAAUAACUUUCAUACGGGUUUCUCUCCACAAUCUGGCAACCCAAGUACAAACGGAUUAAAUCUCGCGAGAUGUUGUUGAAAAUAUGCCGGUUUUUAAAAGGAAUGCAUUUUGUGAAAUUAUAGCUUUAAAAAAAGUUAUGUGUGAACAUUUAAUGUAAGUUCCACAAACAAUGUCGACUGUAUCGUCAACCCUCGUCAAAAUUUUUACUAUUGUUUGACUUUGCCAGUGUGAUUUAUGUACUUCCUGUUUUAGCGGAAGUGACGAUGACGCGUAUGGAGCAAAACAAGCACAUGUGAGACCCGCAACGUGACAAGAAACCAGCGAUUAUUCCAGGUAAACUUCAGUGUCGACGCUAAGAAAGACUUUGAAGAAUGAGCGAACCGGGACAUUAUCCUCCUCCGGACUUCGGGGGGCCGCCACCCAGCUCCUUCCAGCCGCAGCAGCAGCCGCCGCAGCCCCGCUGCAGCAGCUUCACCGCCAGCAUGUGGAGCUGGUGCGAGACGCCCUCCGAGCCCAGCGGCUGGAACCACGGCGACCAGGCGGGCUGGCAUCACGGGGCCGGCCGGGGAAACAACCGAGCCAAACGUCCAUACGGUCAAAACUAUGGCCGUGAAUGGCAUCAGCAUCCCGGUGGCAGACAGAAUCACGGACCCCCCGGCAACCACGGGAAAAAGCAGAGAAACAAGAAAGAACCAGAGUUUUCCCAUUUCUGCGACACCUGUGACCGCGGCUUCAAGAACCAGGACAAGUACGAUGAACAUAUGUCUCAACACGUCAAGUGUUCUGUGCCUGACUGCAGCUUUACAGCUCAUGAAAAGAUCGUCAGCAUUCACUGGAAAAAUAACCAUGCACCCGGAGCAAAAAGGAUCAAGCUGGACACAGCGGACGAGAUCGCAAAAUGGAGAGAGGAGAGGCGCAAAAACUUCCCAACGCUUCAAAAUAUCGAACACAAGAAAAAAGUGAUGGAGGUGCGGGAAGAGACGGGAGGCGUCCUAGAGACGGCUCAGUUUGGACGAAUGAGAGGCAGAGGACGUGGUCGAGGACGAGGAUGGGGCCGUGGUCGAGGUAGAGGUCGCGGCUGGGGUGACAGAGAGUCCCAGGAGCGACACCCACAAGGUCCUCACCCACUGGAUGGCGGUGCGACGGAGAGACCACCACCACCACUGUCCAAGCCCAGCAGGGACGGGGAUCCACUGGGGGCGCUGGCCUGCAGUGACCACGAUUCUGACCGGGAGGAUCCAGCAGGUGAAUCCAGGACCGGCGGCCUGGUUGUGGCCCCGAAAAAGAUGAGCUCAGCUCUUGGCUCCUUGGUGGCAAACUACGGCUCCUCAAGUGACAGUGAAAGUGACGAAGAACCAGAGGCCAUCUCCUUCCAGAAAGCCAAAGACCUUCUACAAGAAAACCAGGUCCUUCUGAACACAAUGCCACCGAACUCCCAGGACAGAGGGCGAAAUACGAGCGCGGAGUCGUCUUCACACGGAGCAGGAAAGAACGUGGUUCCCCAGCCCGACUCUGCUCGGUACACACCUAACAGCAGGAGAGGAAGAGGGGGAGGCAGGGGCAGAGGAGGACGGGGUGGUAGAUACCAAAAUGCAGAGCAGAAACGUCGUGCUACUCUUCUUGAGAUGUUACUUGCCCCAGAUAUCCGCCACGAGAGGAACGUCCUCCUUCAAUGUGUGCGCUACGUUGUCCGCAGCAAAUUCUUCGGCCUGGAUAGCAAAUCCCAGAUCCCAUCUACAGGAGCUAUCCCAACUGGAGAGCGUGACGUGAGGCAGAAGAAGCCAUCAGACGACGUCCGGGCCGUGUCCCACGCUGCCUCUCCGAGCAGUGGAGAGAGAAGCUCGGCACAAAGUGGCGUUGCAGUCACAGAAAAUGGAAAUCAGGAGGAUUUAAAGACGAGUACAGCUGUUGUAGUCCCACAAAACUGUCAGGACCAGAGUUCACUCACUGUGCGGGUUUGCUCAGAACAGUGUGAGGAUCCUCUCGAGGAAUCGGCAGCAAGUGGGAAGCAGGUCAAGGUCCAAGAGAUGUCGAACGGCGACAGCCUCCAUUCAGAAGUCACAGAUAAAGUCACAUCAGCCUCUAAUGUGUAUGAUGAUGAAAUAUGGGAGAGUCCCGGUGCUGUUAUGUGAAAUCCUAUUGCAAAUUAUUAUAAUGGAUGAUUUUUUUUGUUCUAAAUCAAAACAUCGAGACGUUUGUGUCUUGCAAAGUUUAUGUUUAUAUGCUAUUUUUUAUGAUGUUAGUAUGACUAACCAUCAACUUAUAUUUUGUAACAAACUUUUUUUUCUAGCAAAAUAAAUCACUGUCAUCAGGUGUGUUAAUAAUUACACUUUUUAAAAAUUU